Brassicogethes aeneus is the source of this 776-nucleotide messenger RNA. NCBI's taxonomy places the organism in Eukaryota, Metazoa, Arthropoda, Insecta, Coleoptera, Nitidulidae. The record is from the annotation of a GenBank genome assembly.
CUGCAAUCAUUAUAUAAGUUCAGUGGAAAAUGCGGUUUGUUCACUUCACAACCAAACUUGAUUCAAACACAUCGAAAAAGCAAAAAAGGAAAAUCUUUAUUAAGAUUACGUGUUCAAAAUUUUAAUAGAAAAAAUCAUUAUGAAUACUGCCUGUUUGGUGCUUUUUGCAUCGGCUAUUUUGUGUUCAAGUUGUUUGUGUCGUCCCCUGAAAGAGGGCAGUUACGAUGGGUAUAAAAAGCAUUUUGAGCGUGUACGCCAGUUUAAGUGCGGUACUCCUCAACCUCGAUUGGUGAAUUCUCAAUCAAUUUUAAAUGAGACAAAUGUACAAGUACUUCCAAAGUUUACAGUCCUUCAUCAAUGCGAAUGUACAGGAGUUUGCGAUCUACCCGGCUAUAGCUGCAGAGCAACGGACGAAGAUCCUGUGACAUUGCAUUUUAAAGUUGGAAACAAAUUUCUCAUCGUACAGGCUCUUAAUGCAAAAGCAUGUGGUUGUAAUAAAGUUUAAAAAAAGGAUAAAAUAAUCCUACUAAUUGUAAAUAAUUGUUUUUUUAUUUAGUCGAGUAGUUAUUUAUUAUUAUUUAUUUUGUUUAUUUAUUAUUAAAAUAGUAUAGGUACAUAUUUGUUAUUUGUUAAAUACAUAUAUAUUUUGUUUUAUUUAAUUUGUUUUAUUGUCGUCCCAAAAACGAAUGUUCAUGUUCUAUAGGGGCGCCUUUUUCUACGAAGUUCAAUUUUUUAAAAUAAUAAACGCGAUAAGCAUAAGGGACACUUUUUUUAAG